CCGCCGAGUCCUCGGUUCGGGCACACCGCCACCGCGUGCGCGGGCGGGCGUUACGUCGUCGUUUUCGGCGGUCUCGAUCGCGCCUCUGCGAGCGCGACCAAGGGCGCGCUGAACGACGUCGUCGUUCUGGACGUCGCGCAGGACGCGUGGUUCAGGCCGCGCGCGGCGAACGUCGACGCACCGCCGCCGCGCGCGUUUCACUGCGCGUGCGCGACCGGCGAUGGGCGAUGCGUCGUCGUGACGUGCGGGCGGGACGGACGCGCGCAGCACGGCGACGCGUGGCGGUUGGACUGCGAGACGUGGACGUGGACGCGGUUGACGCGCGCGGAGACGACGCCGAGGGAUUUCGCGAGCGUGGCGGCGGUCAUGGGUGAGGAUUCCAUAGUCAUGUUCGGCGGAUUCGAUGGUAAAGGAUGGAUCGGGGAGGCGGAGACGCUGACGAGGGCGAGCGAGAGCGACGCCUCUGGGCGAGCGACGCCGGAGCCGAGGAGUGGGAGCGCGAUGGUGGCUCACGGGCCGAAUUUGUUGAUCUACGGCGGGCAAGGGGCGAACGGGAGCGCGUUCAACGAUACGUGGUGCCUGAGGCGCGAGAGCGACGGAGGCUGGCGAUGGGUUCGGCUCGUCUUGCGCGGAUCGCCGCCUACGUCGAGGGCGGGUCAUGGGAUGUCGAUGAUAUCCGCGGGCGGAAUCGCGGCGCCGAAUGUCGUCGUUACGGGAGGCGUCGGCGACGACGGAUGGCUCGUCAAGGAGAGAACUUAUUUUGACGACGCGUAUUUUUUAGAUGGAGACAACGCCAAAUGGCAAAAGCUAACGUUUAGUGGCGAAGGCAACGGGCCGAGCUCACGCGCGUACCACACGCUGACGCAGGUGAGCCUGCACAAGUGCUUGUGCUUUGGUGGAUUCAACGGCGCAAACGCGUGCAACGACGCGUGGUGGCUCGUCGCGGACGAU
This is a messenger RNA of Ostreococcus lucimarinus CCE9901, 951 nucleotides long. RefSeq lists its product with no specific name. Gene Ontology annotation, molecular function: protein binding. The transcript has 2 exons. NCBI's taxonomy places the organism in Eukaryota, Viridiplantae, Chlorophyta, Mamiellophyceae, Mamiellales, Bathycoccaceae. The annotation marks the transcript as partial. The record is from RefSeq and is a predicted model, not a curated record.